UCAACACAGUCAGAGUAGGCUGGAGUGAAGCUCCACUUUCCACUGUCACACUCUCUGCAUCACUUGAAUCCCCUGAAUCCACCGCCUCUACUUCUCUGUUGUCCGUUAGUUUCGGGUGGAAGCGCAGACAUCAGCAUCAGAAGCGGCAGCAGCAGAGAUGAACCGGUCUGUGAGCCCCGUCUGGAGCCCCUGCAGGAGGCAGGAGCAGCGGGGCGGUCAGCAGCACAGCCCGGCUGCAGCCGACCACCGUGUCCCGUCAGGGUCCAGGGACGGUGGCGCAGGGUCGGGCCCCCAGCAGCACAAAACAGCCCGCAGCAAACGGCACCUGGAGGGGGUGUUGAAGAAAUACACCAACCUGCUCCAGGGCUGGCAGAGCAGAUAUUUUGUACUUGAUCCAGAGGUCGGUCAGCUCAAAUAUUAUUUAAAUGAACUCAAUAAAAGCCAGAAUCCUCCUCGAGGCUCCCUUCCUCUUCUCGGUGCGAUGGUGGUCUCCAGUGAUGACUUCCCCUUCAUGUUUACUGUUCAAUCCACCACUGGAGACUUCUACAAACUCAGAGCAUCAGACGCUCAGGAGCAGGAGUUAUGGAUGACACAGUUACAGUUAUGUUCUCGACGUCACUCUGACAGCAGCGCCAAGGUGCUGAUCCAGGCUGAAGGACAACAGAAGAACAUGGUGAACUCUGUGGAAUCCCUUCCCCACCGACGUGGACCGCUUUCCUCUCUGGAUGGGGACCUUUUGCUUCUAAAGGCCACUUCAUCUGCCACCUUAAGCUGCCUUGGGGAAUGUCUCAGCAUGCUGCAGCACAACGUCAGCCAGGCUCUAAACCAGAACCAGAAUCAGAAUCAGAACCAGAAUCAAAACCAGAAUCAGAACCACAUCCCCAGUCCCAGUCCCAGUCCCAGCCUCAGUCAGACGUCAGAGGGUUUGAAUCAGGGAACCCCCACAGACAGAGCGAAGCCGUGGGGUCAGCGUCAAAACUCCGUUGUGAGCCAGGUGGAGCCCGGCGGCCUCAGGUCCAACAACCAGAGCCCGACUCACAGCUUCGGAGAGAACCGGAGUCCCAAACACAGCAGCAGCAGCUACAGGGGGAGAAGAGGAAGUGGACUCAACUGUGUCCAGAACCAGAGUCAAAGCUGGGCCCAUGCAGAUGGUCCUGGAUCUCCCAGACCUCCUUCUGAGAAGCAGAUGAAAAACAGCACAUCGACAUCACUCUCCUGCUCCAACAGACCUCCUUUCACUCAGACACAGAAGGAACCUGGAUGCCUCACUGAGCAGCAGGGUCAGUCCAGUGGUCCAGACGCCCUGGAUCCCAGUGAUGAACAUACAGACACCGAGGACAACGAGGAGGAGGAUCUGGGAGUUUUAGACGACCAGCGAAGCAUCAUCCUCCACCUCCUGUCGCAGCUCAAACUGGGCAUGGACCUCACACGGGUGGUGCUACCGACCUUCAUUUUAGAAAAGCGCUCCUUACUUGAAAUGUACGCCAACUUCAUGGCUCACCCAGACAUGUUCCUGUCCAUCACCUCUGGCUGCACGCCGGAAGAACGCAUCAUACGAUUUGUCGAAUACUACCUGACCGCCUUCCACGAAGGUCGAAAGGGUGCUGUGGCCAAGAAGCCCUACAACCCGAUCCUGGGUGAGAACUUCCACUGUUCCUGGAACGUGCCUCGAGACCGCGUCCGACCUCUCAGGACUACCACCUCCACAGCCACGGCCCCUCCUACCACCACGGGGUCCUCACAGAGGGGGAACUCAGACUGCUACUGUGUUCGGUUUGUAGCCGAGCAGGUUUCCCACCACCCUCCAGUGUCUGGAUUCUAUUGUGAGUGUAAGGAGAAGAAGAUGUGUGUCAACACUCAUGUGUGGACCAAGAGCAAGUUCAUGGGCAUGUCUGUGGGGGUCUCCAUGGUCGGAGAAGGUGUUCUGUAUCUAUUGGAACAUGAUGAGGAGUAUGUGUUCACGCUGCCCUGUGCCUAUGCUCGCUCCAUCCUCACGGUGCCGUGGGUCGAACUGGGGGGAAAGGUCACCAUCAGCUGCGCAAAGAGUGGCUACUCAGCCACUGUUACCUUCCACACCAAACCCUUCUACGGAGGCAAAGUACACAGAGUCACAGCAGAGGUGAAACACAACCAGACAGGAAAUAUAGUGUGUAAAGCGCAAGGAGAGUGGAACGGGAUCCUGGAGUUCACCUACAGCAACGGGGAAACCAAGGUGAUCGAUACGUCCAAACUUCCAGUUAUCAAGAAGAAAAUCCGAACUCUAGAGAAGCAGGGCCCGUACGAGUCACGCCGUCUUUGGCAGCAUGUAACCGAAUCACUGAGGGCAGGAAACAUGGAUGAGGCCACAGAACAUAAACACCGCCUGGAGGAGAAGCAGCGCAGUGAGGGUAAACAGAGAGCCGCCACCAAAACCCCCUGGAAACCCAAGUACUUCAUCAAAGAGGGAGAAGGCUGGGUGUAUCACCGCCCACUGUGGGCAACUCACUGACCAGGAGGGAACUGUCCUCCAGAGGACGACUACGUGAUCAGGGACGAGGGCCGGUCGAUGAGGAGACAUGAAGGGAACGGCAGAGAAUCAGAGUGGAUGAAAUAGAAAAGACUCUGAGAUCUGGAACAAGAUGGUGCCAAAGACGAUCAGAGGAGGACGGAUACCGCUCUGUUCGAUCAGAAACGAUGAUGAGAGGAUCUUAAAUGGAUGCAGCCGCUUUUGAGAUUACAGAAAGGACUGGGGCAGAAAGAACUGAAUAUAUUUUCUGACUUUUAAUUCAGAAAACAACUAUAAACAGCGACUGCCCCUGUCAGUUUUAGUUGUUUAAACAAUGUACUGAAAAGUGUUGGUCACAACAGUUUUGCACAAUUCACCAAACAUUAGACUGUAAACAGCACUGCAUAUAUAUGAGCAAUGUACGUGUGGUUUUUGGUGGCUGGUUAUGUUCAGGUGUGUGUUUGUAAGUGCGACUGGAUAUUAUUUAGCCAUGAAAAACAACGCCGUUCACUUAUUUCAUAGCCUCCACAGAGAGCAAAGUAGAAUGUGUCAUUUGCUGCAGACAUUUUAGAUAUUUCAGUGAAGUUAUGGAGCAUAUGUUAUAGCAGAGGUUAUGUUAGUUAGACAAAAGGCUCAAUAUGUAUCACAUUAAAGUUAUAAAAGUGACCUUUCACCGUCACUGUUGCAACUGAUCCUUACAGGCUAAUAAAACACAUUCCAUUAUAGUAUCGCUGAAUACAUCACUGAGAUAUUCAUUGUUUUGCAAUUUAGCGUGACAGAUGUUUAACUUUACAUUCAACAGAAUAAAACACAUUUUCUCACUACCUCAUGUGAUAUGUAGCUGUUCAGACAGAUUCAUUUUGAUGUUUCUCCCCCAGCACAAUAGAGAUGAAGGAUAUUUAGUCUGCGUACAGUACAAAAAAUUAAAACUAAACUUUACUUACACAAUAUAUGAUCAGGUAGAAUAAAACACAGUGGGCCUCAUGCAAGAUGUUUUAGUGCUAACAAAGUUGUUCUUAAAUGCCACAUUCAUCUUUUUUGACAUAUUUUGACAGAUACAAACACAAUUUGUGAGUCCAGAUCUGCUCUAGGAUGUAAUUAGUUUGCUUUAAGGUUUUUAUUAAAUGACUGUAUAUUUCAUUACUUUGGAGCAAUUGUGUUUGAAAAAACCCACAAUUCGUUACAUCCGUCAUGUUUAUUCAGGUCAUUUACAUAUAUUUCUAAAAAGUACAUGUUGUACUGACUCAGUUUAUUCAGAUCCUCCACAGAACAUAGAUGUUUUCCAGGAUAUGUGGUGUGAUGUUUUAAAGAGUAAUUUUUCACCAAAACAAAAUUCAGUUUAUAAUCUGUAGAGAGGUAGAGAACAUAUAGUUAAACCUCCAGUAAGACUUUGAUAUGUGUCAAUAUGUCAAUCAAAACAUAACUAUAAAGCAUGUUUUCAAAAAAAAAAAAAAAAAAUCACUACAAUUCAAAGUGUUUUACAAAUGAUUGAUGAAAAAGCAAAUUAAGGACAACCAAACAAUUAAACAAAAGGAAUAUUACACAAUAAAUAGAUUUUUAAGCAUCCUAGAACUGGAAGAGGAUGUGCAUUUUCAUUUCUGAUGUCUUCCUAAUUUCUGCCCACUACAACCUUAAACAAAGUCAAUAUUACAAUAUUUUUACUACAAAUACACCUGAUAAUAUCCGAUACCAGAAUAAUAUUGCAUCCUUUAUCCAAGCAAACCGAAAAGCUACAUUAAAGGAUUUCAGGGCAUUACAAGGAAUACGUUGAGACAUCAGUGAAGUGGUACCAGUAGGGUAUUUUUGUGUAAAGUUAAACUGGUACUUCCAAUUAGGAUCAAAGAACAUUGAUUUGUAGUUCAGGGAAUAAAAAAAGAGCUUGAAAAAUACAUUAGCUAAACUUUGAACAAGCCCAAAACAUGUUUAGUGGGUCUAUUAUAGUCUGGAAAUACUUUAGCUAACCAGAUUAAUAGUUCAGACUUGCAACCUGAUAAAAUAAAUACAGGUAACUUCUGUUAUCUGGCUUCUCUGUUAAAGGUAAAUAACUCUUAUGAAUUGCUUUUGUGCAUUCAUGGUCAGCUUUUUGUUGUAUAUUUUGGCACAAUAGUCAGAUUCUAAUCAUCAUCCUCUGCCUUGACAGUUGCUCUACCUCUGAUUAUGCGUCUGAAACCAAAAUGGCCGCACAAAUUUGAUAAAUCUAAACUCUGACCACAUUUCAGUCCUUAUUUAAACUAUUUUCACUGAACAGCUGCAUUUCACCUAAUAUAGCACAAGUCUGGUUUAGUACAUAAGCUGGUGAGGUGUUUGCCUUUUGUAACUCAUAAGCAUUAUUGUGCACUUUGUAGAUAAGCUGUCAUUAGGUGUCAGGACACACACAGUGAGGCAUUUGUGCUUUCUGUAGGAUUACUAUUGCGUGGUUCUUGUUGGGGUAUCAGCCUAAACAUUAUUGUUAGUGCUGGGUUAAACACUUUUCUCUGGAUCUAAACAUGUGAAGUAGCUUAAUGUAGUCCUGAAUCACAACCAUUUAGACCAUUUUAAUUCCAUAAGCAUCUCAACUCUAAAACUACUUUCUUUCUUUUGUCUAAUGACUAAAGUGAUUUAGAAAAUCCAUUAAUCAAAGUCACACUAGAGCAUCAUUUGGUUUUCACUGAUAAUCUCCCUUGUGGGCAGAACUGUAGAGUCACCAUACAUCGUAGCCUCAGUCUGACAAAUACAUAAUCAAACACAAACCUAUGCAACCGUAGACUGGGGGGACUGGGAACUGAACAAGCUCUGUAUUUGUAUUUGUUUAAAUUAAAGGUCUCUUAUUAAUCAACCU
Molecule: messenger RNA, 5303 nt
Organism: Sphaeramia orbicularis (orbiculate cardinalfish)
Lineage: Eukaryota; Metazoa; Chordata; Actinopteri; Kurtiformes; Apogonidae
Product: oxysterol-binding protein-related protein 10-like
Exons: 12
Coding region: 158-2488 (776 amino acids)
Cellular component (GO): membrane; cytosol
Molecular function (GO): cholesterol binding
Source: RefSeq, a predicted model, not a curated record